AUGAGGGCAUUUUCGUUUAAUUCGGGCAAAUCCAGCUUUCCGCCUUACAAAAAUUGGAGCCCGUACGCCUAUGAAAUAACGGGAGAUGAGGAUUCUGCCCCUCUACACCCUCUCGCCAUCAUUCUUGAUGACCUCAAAAGAAAGUCUUGGUCAAAAUCUGAAAUUCUGUAUCCAACAACUGAAGAUGUUUCAUUGCUAACUACGUUAAGAAAACAACUUCUACAAAUUCGACCAACUGUUCCUGCAAAUAAACACUUUGAAGAUUUGCCUGCUUUCACUCAAAUUGAUCACACAAGGGAGACAACUGCUGACGCCUUCACUUCUGCAGUUGAUGAAAAGUUGCCUCCAAUGUGUUCAUGGUGUCGAAGAAGAAAACCUGUUUGUCAGGAUGAACCUUCAACUUCUGACGAUGAUCAAAUGGAUACACAUUUAUCAGCUGGUAUUUUGACAAAAACGGAAUCUGAUAACAAUGAAAAGAUAACUCAAAUGAUGACACAUUCUCAACAUGUCUCCAGUAAAAAUAUUUCAUCAGAUGAAAAAAUUAACUUGAAAAAUGUGAAGAAAACUACAGAUCGAAUACUAGCGGACAGUAAAGAGUUGAAUUUUGGUACAGUCAUUGAACCCAACGGUAGUAAAAUUGAUGAUAAAAAAUGUUACUCAACUGAUAAUCGAACAGGACAAAGCGAAACCACUCCCUUUAGUCAUAGUAAAACUUCAAAGUCUGUUGAAGAAAGGGGAGAUAACCUGUUUCUGCGACUUUCAAACAAGGCCACAGGUUACUCUUCUGGAAAGUCUCGGCCAGAGAACAGCCAUGUUGGUUUUUUAAAGGGAAGCAACUCUGCAAGACUGUCGAAUAAUGAAAAACAGUCUGGUGUGAACAAACCUAGAAAAUCGAGCAACAGGCCUGAUGGCAAAGAAAAAGAUGAAAGACUCAAGUCAUGUCCAUUGUGUCAGAUGGAUUUUGACAAUGGAAUGUCUCAACUUGAUCUAGAUGGACACAUUGCUGCUUGCCUGGCCUCAGCAGAAGAUGACAUCAUUUGGUGACCUUGACCUACCACGAAAUUUAUGCACAUUAAGAGAUUAUCAGUUGUUUGGUGUAAUCCAUGAGGCCCUUGAUCACAGUAAAUUAAUGUGUUUUGAUGUCAUUCUUUCCUUUUUGAGAUCCACCAAUCACUGGCUUAUCUGCGGGUGGGGGACUCCCCCAACCACAUCUUUUAUACCAUAUAGCAUAACUUCUAGACAGUGUGGGUCUAAAAAUCAAACCACAUUUAGAUAUACAAAAUUAUGUUUAAUUAAUUAUGGGCUGUUCCUGAAUUGAUCAUUUGAGGGAGGGGGGCUGGAUGUAGCCCAGUGGUAAAGUGCUCGCUUGAUGCGCAGUCGGUCUGGAAUUGAUCCCCAUAGGUGAGCCCAUUGGACUAUUCUCACUCCAUCCAGUGCACCAC
Gigantopelta aegis is the source of this 1442-nucleotide messenger RNA. RefSeq lists its product as uncharacterized. The coding region runs from base 1 to 1044 and encodes 347 amino acids. The record is from RefSeq and is a predicted model, not a curated record. Lineage: Eukaryota; Metazoa; Mollusca; Gastropoda; Neomphalida; Peltospiridae. Gene Ontology annotation, molecular function: ubiquitin binding. The transcript has 5 exons.